Polyodon spathula (Mississippi paddlefish) is the source of this 2645-nucleotide messenger RNA. Its product is annotated as E3 ubiquitin-protein ligase SMURF2-like. Gene Ontology annotation, biological process: ubiquitin-dependent protein catabolic process; negative regulation of BMP signaling pathway. The record is from RefSeq and is a predicted model, not a curated record. Lineage: Eukaryota; Metazoa; Chordata; Actinopteri; Acipenseriformes; Polyodontidae. Gene Ontology annotation, molecular function: ubiquitin protein ligase activity; protein binding. The transcript is spliced from 19 exons. Bases 21 to 2333 code for a protein of 770 amino acids.
CAUGCAGUAGCCCCUGGAUUAUGAACAUGUUUUUUUCUUCUUUUUUUUCAGUUUUAUGUGCCAAAAACUUGGUGAAGAAAGACUUCUUUCGGCUUCCUGACCCUUUUGCUAAGGUGGUGGUGGACGGCUCUGGACAAUGCCAUUCUACAGACACUGUGAAGAAUACCCUUGACCCCAAGUGGAACCAGCACUACGACCUGUAUAUUGGGAAGUCUGACUCUAUAACAAUAAGUGUUUGGAAUCACAAGAAGAUCCACAAGAAGCAAGGCGCCGGGUUCCUGGGCUGCGUCCGGCUCCUGUCCAACGCAAUCAACCGCCUGAAAGACACUGGCUAUCAGAGACUAGACCUCAACAAGCUUGGGCUCAACGACAAUGACACUGUGAGAGGGCAAAUAGUAGUAAGUCUCCAAUCAAGAGAUCGGAUAGGCACAGGAGGACCGGUGGUGGACUGCAGCCGCUUGUUUGAUAAUGAUUUACCGGACGGCUGGGAGGAGCGCAGGACCGCGUCCGGACGGAUCCAGUAUCUCAACCACAUCACCCGGACCACGCAGUGGGAGAGGCCCACGCGGCCCGCCUCGGAGUACUCGAGUCCUGGGCGUCCCCUGAGCUGCCUGGUGGAUGAGAACACGCCCAUCCUGGGGACGAACGGGGCGUCGUGCGGACAGGCCGCUGACCCGCGGGCCCAGGAGAGGAGGGUACGCUCGCAGCGGCACAGGAACUACAUGAGCAGAACCCACCUGCACACCCCGCCCGACCUGCCCGAGGGAUACGAACAAAGAACGACGCAGCAGGGGCAGGUUUACUUCCUCCACACGCAGACGGGAGUCAGCACAUGGCACGACCCCCGGGUACCCAGGGAUCUUAGCAACGUGAACUGCGAGGAACUUGGACCGCUGCCCCCUGGGUGGGAGAUCCGUAACACGGCCACAGGACGAGUCUACUUCGUGGACCACAACAACCGGACCACCCAGUUCACAGAUCCCCGCCUCUCCGCAAACCUGCACCUCGUGCUCAACAGUGCUAAGACUAAGGGGUCCCGUGGCAGCAUGGAGAGCAAAAACAAUAACAUAAGCAGGCAAAACCAGGUGAAGGAGCAGCAGCAGCAGCAGCAGCAGCAGCAGCAGCCGCUGCCCGUGAUGCCCCCCAGCCAGCUCCCCGAGGAGGCGGAGUGCCUCACCGUGCCAAAGUACAAACGCGACCUGGUGCACAAACUGAAGAUCCUGCGACAGGAGCUCUCCCAGCAGCAGCCCCAGGCAGGGCACUGCCGCAUUGAGGUCUCCCGGGAAGAGAUCUUCGAGGAGUCGUACAGGCAGGUGAUGAAGAUGAGGCCGAAGGACCUGUGGAAGAGACUGAUGGUGAAGUUCAGAGGAGAGGAUGGCCUGGAUUAUGGAGGGGUGGCCAGGGAGUGGCUGUACCUGCUGUCUCACGAGAUGCUGAAUCCGUACUACGGCCUGUUCCAGUACUCACGGGACGACAUCUACACCCUGCAGAUCAACCCAGACUCUGCUGUCAACCCGGAGCACCUGUCCUACUUCCACUUCGUGGGGCGCAUCAUGGGCAUGGCGGUGUUUCACGGGCACUACAUCGACGGGGGCUUCACCUUGCCCUUCUACAAGCAGCUGCUGGGCAAACCCAUCACGCUGGACGACAUGGAGUCUGUGGACCCGGACCUGCACAACAGCCUGGUCUGGAUCCUUGCUAACGACAUCACAGGAGUGCUGGACCACACCUUCUGCGUGGAGCACAACGCGUACGGCGAGAUCAUUCAGCACGAGCUGAAACCCAACGGCGGCAGCAUCCCUGUGAGCGAGGACAGCAAGAAGGAGUACGUCAGGUUGUAUGUAAACUGGCGGUUUCUACGAGGAAUAGAAGCUCAGUUCCUGGCUCUGCAGAAAGGAUUCAACGAGGUGAUCCCGCAGCACCUGCUCAAGUCGUUUGACGAGAAGGAGCUGGAGCUCAUCAUCUGCGGGCUUGGUAAGAUUGACAUCAACGACUGGAAGUGGAACACGCGGUUGAAGCACUGCACGCUGGACAGCAACGUGGUCAAGUGGUUCUGGAAGGCGGUGGAGACAUACGACGAGGAGCGCAGAGCCAGGCUGCUGCAGUUUGUCACGGGCUCGUCCAGGGUGCCUCUGCAGGGCUUCAAAGCACUACAAGGUGCCACCGGACCCCGUCUCUUCACAAUCCACCAGAUCGACGCCAGCACUAACAACCUGCCCAAAGCACACACCUGCUUUAACCGAAUCGACGUUCCUCCCUACGAGAGUUAUGAGAAGCUGUAUGAGAAGCUCCUGACUGCGAUUGAAGAAACGUGCGGGUUCUUUGUGGAGUGAGGGGUCUGGAGGGGACCCUACGCUACACACCUGUCAGUCUGUGAGCCGCUCCUGGGCCAGGGGGUCUGGAGGCCGGGGGGGGCUCGCACCACUCCGAGGGAGAGGGACCGUGUGAGCCAGGGAACCGCGACCCGGGAAUACUGCCUUUCAACUAUUAUUAAAAUUAUUAUUGAAUACACUUUUUAAAUUUUUUUUUUUUUUUUUUUUAUAAAUAAUAAACUGUUCCCUGGCUUUGGCCACCAGACUCAUUUUCAGCUGCUAAAGUAAAUAAAUAAAUAAAAGAUCUUUUAAUAAUAUCUGCAACAUACAGAA